CUCGCGUAUUUCGCGUUCGACACUCGCCGAGUCCACACGUGCUGCUGCUCCCGGUCGUGAUCCGUGAUCGUGUGAUCGUGUGAUCCGUGAUCCCCAGUGUGCUCAACACACACCAAAAACCAACCAAAAAAAAUAAUAUAUAUCUAUAUAAUAAAUAAAUAAUACGAAAAAACAUCCAAGUGCCUACGAGUGUCAGUGCAUAUUUUUUUGUUGUUAUUGCCGCUGCUGUUACCGUUACUUGCUUAAAAGCAAGACACCGAGAAAGAGAAAGAACGAGAAGAGAGUAAAGAAGAACCUUCCAGUGAAACCAGGGAUUUCGCACAAGCACGGAAUUAUAAGGAAUCCACGGCAGACGAGAUAGAUCACGUAUCACACACAGUUGUGUCUUGACCUUCGGAAAGAUUACUCCUUAUCGAUCCGAUCGCCACGCCCACAGCGCCAUCAUGUGGAGCCCACAGAAAGGCCCUACACGGCUGUGGGACCUUAGGUUUAGUAGCUGUAUAUUUAUCUUACACUUAAUGUUUAGUUUAGUCAUAGCUGGUAAUGAACUGUGGCCCAUGGAGCGGCCAGACGGAAUGCCGAAUAUCGUUUCGCUGGAGGUGAUGUGCGGCAAGGAUCACAUGGAUGUCCACCUCACCUUUUCGCAUCCCUUCGAGGGCAUUGUCAGCUCCAAAGGACAACACAGCGAUCCGCGCUGCGUUUACGUGCCGCCCUCGACGGGCAAAACGUUCUUCUCCUUCCGCAUCUCGUACUCCCGAUGCGGCACCAAGCCGGAUCUCAACGGACAGUUCUACGAGAAUACGGUGGUGGUGCAGUAUGACAAGGAUCUGCUGGAAGUUUGGGACGAGGCGAAACGACUGCGCUGCGAGUGGUUUAAUGACUACGAGAAGACCGCCUCCAAGCCGCCGAUGGUGAUUGCCGAUCUCGAUGUUAUUCAGCUCGAUUUCCGAGGUGACAACGUUGACUGUUGGAUGGAGAUUCAGCAUGGCAAGGGUCCUUGGGCGCCACCGGUAAGUGGUAUUGUACCACUUGGAUCCACUUUGACCCUUGUGGUGGCCAUCAACGAUUAUAGAGGUGAGUUCGACAUGCGUGUAAAGUCCUGCGUGGCCUCCGAUGGAUCUGGCCAUGUGAUCAAUCUGUCGGAUGAAUUUGGCUGCGUGCUGCGACCCAAGAUGAUCUCACGCUUCCUGAAGGCCCGUGCUCCCGACGAGAGGGCCACCGUGAUCACCUACGCCUUCUUCCACGCCUUCAAGUUCCCCGACGCGCUGAGUGUGCACAUCAAGUGCAAGGUGGAGAUCUGUCGCCAUGGCUGCCUCGAUCACUGCCAGAAUACGGGCGUGGGCGGAGGAGGAGGCGCAUCCGGAGAGUCGCUGGGUCUGGGCCUCGGACUGGGUCUGACCAAUGCCAACGAGCGCAAGGAUGUGCACAUGUCGGAUGCGAUGGGCAGCAGCAGCAGCAACGAUCUGCUCAGAGAUCUGUCCCUGCCACCAGGCGGUGGACAGCAUGGCAUGGGCAUGGGUAUGGGUAUGGGCAUGGGUCCGGAUCACGACAUCUUCUAUGAGGACAUUAUCCACGAUCACAAGCAGACGCUCAACGGAGGCGGCGGCGGCGGCGGUGGCGGAGUAUCUCCAAAUGGCGGUGACUAUGGCCACGAGAAGAGUGUGCACCUCAAGCCGCGGCCGGUGCACGAAGAGCAGGAGGAGGCCGAUCUCUCCGAUCUGUUUGGCGACGAGGACUUGGCCGAUUUGGACAUGGAGGGCGGCGAGGGCGAGCGGUAUUUGGGCCUAAAGAAGAGUGGCAAAUUUCCACAUGGUCCGCGGCAAUUGGAGGCCCAAAAGCGCAUGGGUGUACCGAUGGCGGGUCCACGCUCCCUGGAGCCCCGCACGAACGAGGAUGAGGAUGUGCCGCGACCCGUGUACAGGCCACAGGCGGAGGCUUUGAAGAAGCCACGCGAAGAUCACAUCGAUUUCGACAAGGAAGAGGAGAAGGAGACGGAGACGGAGAAGGUAAAGGAAAAGGAACACGAAAAGGCUGAGGAGCAGGGGAAAAAGGAAGAGGAGAAUCAGGCUGGAAAAGGAGAUGGAGAAGGUAGCUCCUCGAAGAGCCGUCGCCGUAGAUCCCUGGUCAUAUCCGAUCGCAAGGUACGCAGUGCCGACGUGGGCGUCAGCGGUCUGUACGAUGUCAUAUCCGAGGCGGAUCUGGCCUUCUCACCGGACUCCAAACAGGAGGCGGUCACCGUCUUCCAGGGCAAAAUCAGCGAGGAGGUGGUCUAUGGCAUUUGCAUGCCGGUGCCCGGCUUCAGCAUCCUCUUCAUCGUUGUAAUCUCGGCGACAAUUGUGUCCGCCCUGGUGGCCGGCUCCCUGCUCUACCGCUAUCAGCUGCAAAAGGAGGCGCUGGACAAGCAGACGCCGUUGCCGGUGACCGGGACACUGGCCUCCUGGAUGACCCUGCGACUCUUCCGCCUGCGACACAUGCAACAGCAACAGCAGCAGCAACAACAGCAGCAACAGCAACAGCAAGUGAGGCAGCCGACUUCAGGACACGAAACGGUUCAGUGAUCAGUAAUCAGCGAUCAGCGAUUAGUGAUCAGUAAUUAUGAUCAAAAUCGAGUAGCGAAAUCGGAAUCGACAUCGAAAUGGACAUCGAAAUCAAAAUCGAAAUGGAAAUUAAAAUCAAAUCACGUUGCCCACGUCUAUAUGCCUUCCAUUAUUAUUUUUUUAUUACGAUUAUUGUUUUUUUUUUUUUUUGUAAUCGGGUUGUUUGUUCAGGAUCCAGACAAAGAGAUAUGGCGCAGAUAUCAGAUAUCAGAGAUCGGGCAACAAUGCAAUACUCGAACUGCUCGUUUCGGUGCUGAACGUUCUACAAUAUUUUUUUUUUUGUGUUUUGUUUUUUGGGUGCAUUUAGUCGUAAAAUUGCAUAGAGAAAAUAAUAGAAAAGGUUAAAGGAAAAGGAAAAGGAAACGUAAAAGUAAAAGUAAACAAAGAGAGAGAUACACAAAUACAAUGAAGACUCCGGACAGGUGCUCCAGAUUUAAGGAGUUUGGAUGUCAUAUCGCAUCCGUUAGGCGUAAGGGAACUUAUUUAUUUAUAUUUAUAUUUAUAUAUAUCUAUUAACUAUACGUACGAGAUUUAGCUGUAAGCCGAGCGGUAUGGAAAUUUUAAAUGUAAUAUUUUUUCGGCACUUGUUUUGUUUUUUUUUCUGUGUUCUUUUCGGCAUCCAAAACUUAUUUAGGGACAAAUUUAGUUAAAUUCUAUAGCUUAUUGAAUCGCUUAGAAAAUUGUCAUGCUCACACAUACAAACACAGACUUACUCACGCACACAUUAAAACUGAUAACCAUUUUCCAUUAAAAAAAAUCAAGAAAAGCUAAAUGCAAUUUCUUGCAUGCAUAUUACAAUUUAAGUGCAAAUUUUGUAACUGAAAAAUUGACAAUUGAAUAAAAUCUAGUUAAGUUGAAAAUAUUAAA
Messenger RNA from Drosophila elegans, 3464 nucleotides. RefSeq lists its product as uncharacterized. The coding region runs from base 444 to 2558 and encodes 704 amino acids. Lineage: Eukaryota; Metazoa; Arthropoda; Insecta; Diptera; Drosophilidae. The record is from RefSeq and is a predicted model, not a curated record. The transcript has 8 exons.